GCUGAGUGGUAUGUCAUUGUUCUGAGGAGUGGUAGACUCGUAAAUUCGUAAACGAGAUUUUUGUUGUUUCGACUUCGAUUAGCAAUUUUGUUGUAAUUCAGUUUUAAUGUUUAUAUACAUGUUUUAAAUAAAGUGAAACCCUGGUUACUUGUUCGUAUAAAUCGCGUUUUUGUUAUAUUACAAAAUUACUAGGAUAUUUCGCAUCAAGGCUACGGUACAAUAUUAGACAUGUGUUUACGACUACGGCUUCCAGCAUUUAUUUUGUGCCUUUUCAAUAAGUAUGGCCUAUUAUAAUGUCGGCGGUGUUGUAAAUUCAAAUACUGUGUCGGAUGUAACUGACGAGACGAAUGUUGAUGAUUUAACAAUAGUUCCCUUGGAAAAGGAUAGUUUUGCAAUAUGUGAGUUGUGUGGACGUGUUGGCCGACGCAGACAGUUUUAUCCGAGGAACAAUAAGUUUUGUUCACUUAGAUGUCACGCAAGUAAUACAAGACGGCGCCACUGCAAUUGGAGGUUUAAGCUAAUGGAGGGUGCAGAGCACAUGGCUGGCAUGAUACCGUUGGAGCCACUACCUCAGCUCCAGCAAUGGCAAGCUACAUUGAGUGACUUACAGGCUGGACCAAUAAAGCAGUCAGCUGCAUUAGUCGCCAACAGUUAUGAGUGGAAAGAUGAAUUGUUUGGUUGUGAUUUCCUUGCGGCACCAGUAAGCCUUUUCAAACAUGCACCCCUGCACGAGAUGUGGGACAACACAUUUGAGGGCAUGAAAGUGGAGGUCAAGAAUACAGACUGCGAGAACAGUACAGACAAACUGAGUGAUUACUUUUGGGUGGCGACUGUGCUGAAAGUUAAAGGUUAUAUGGGUCUGCUGCGCUACGAAGGUUUUGGCAGUGACGAUUCCAAGGAUUUUUGGGUGAACUUAUGCUGUUCAGAAGUACAUCCAGUGGGCUGGUGCGCGACACGCGGCAAGCCUCUGAUACCGCCGAGGAGCAUUGAAGAUAAAUACACAGAUUGGAAGAAGUUCUUGGUGAAACAGUUAACCGGUGCACGCACACUUCCAGCCAAUUUCUACAGUAAACUUAAUGAUAGUCUAGUGUCGCGUUUUUCCAUCGGUUCACUCAUGGAAGUUGUCGAUAAAAACAGAAUCUCACAAGUCAAGGUGGCCACAGUUUGUGAAAUAGUUGGAAAAAGAUUGCACGUUAAAUAUUAUGACAGUUCCCCGGAGGACAAUGGUUUCUGGUGUCACGAGGACUCGCCCCUCAUUCAUCCAGUCGGCUGGGCGUUUCGGAUUGGUCACCCGCUGGACGCGCCGCAGAGUUACUGUCAGAGGGUCGCCACUGGUCGCCUACUACCAAAUGAUACCACAUCUGAUAUGUUCUAUAAGUAUCCGUCGAACGAGCCGCCAUUAUUCGCAGAGGGGAUGAAGUUGGAAGCAAUCGAUCCGUUGAACUUGUCCGCCGUGUGCGCGGCGACUGUGAUGCAGAUACUGAACGAGGGAUACAUGAUGAUCAGGAUAGACUGCUACCCGGCGGACGCGAAUGGGGCCGAUUGGUUUUGCUACCAUCAGCGGUCGCCGUGCAUAUUCCCCGUGGGUUUCGCGUUGGCGAAUAACAUUCCAUUGGUGCCGCCUGCUGGGUUCGCGCAAGAUGAGUUCAGAUGGGAGGAGUACCUGGUGCUGAGCGGCGGCGUGGCGGCGGACCGGUCGCUGUUCGGCGCGCGCGGGCACGUGGUGUCGCACGGGUUCGUGGCGGGCAUGCGGCUCGAGUGCGCCGACCUCAUGGACCCGCGGCUCGUCUGCGUCGCCACCAUCGCCAGGGUCGUCGCUGACUUGUUGAAGGUGCACUUCGACGGGUGGGGCGCGGAGUACGACCAGUGGCUGUGGGCGCACAGCACCGACGUGUACCCGGUGGGCUGGUGCCGCGCCGUCGCGCACCGCCUCGAGGGGCCGCUGCAGCCCCCGCCGCGGGCCGCGCGCCGCCCCGCGCCCCGCCACCUGCGUCGCAAGCGGCGACAAGGUUCAAAAAUGGUGCCACAUCCCCCAAAUACAACGGAGGAGAGCUCUCAGAACUCGGACAUGGGUGACACUAAGAGUCUAUCGCCACCGACGAGUGUGUCGGAAGUGUCAGCGGACACAGACACCACGCAAACGAGACCCGAUCUAGAAAUAACAGAGUGCAAAAUGGAAAUAGAAUUGGAAAAUAAAGGAGAUGAUUCGAAUAGUAAAAAUAUUGAUUAUGGAAUCAAGAAUAACGACGAGCAACCAGACGAGCAAGUCGCAGAGGAAAGUAAUGAUUAUAUGGCUGUCCCCGAAGAACCAUCGCAGGAAGGGACUGAAAUACCCGAACCCGUUGAAGAAACGGACAAAAUAAUACCUAGACUAGUCAACACCACAGUGCCCUUAGAUAUAUUAAACACUAUCGACCCAGAAAACUGGACGACUGCUGACGUGGCAAAGUUUCUCACAGUCAACGAUUGCCAACCGUACUGUGUUAACUUCGCCAACAUAACAGGACCUAUGAUGCUGCAGCUAACAAAGGACGAAAUCAUAGAACUAUUAGAAAUGAAAGUAGGACCCUCAUUAAAAAUAUUCGAUUUAAUACAACAGUUGAAAUGCAAAAUAAAACAACCUCAGUGUAGAUUGCUAAGUAGUUUUAAGUAGUUUACAAAACUAUCAAACUUAUUAUGUUUCUUAUAUGAAUUGUGGCCUUUAAAUUUAAGAUUUUAAAUUAUGAAUUUUCUAUAGUGUGAUGAAGUUUUUCCAUUUAUAAAUUAAGUGCGUUUGCAAGUCACAUUUAAUUCCCGCCUAUAUUUUAUACUUGCGUUGAGCAGCUCACUUAUCUUUACAAUGUAUGAUGGAAAGUGAUUUUGUUUUAAGAAGUUUGUCCCAGUGGACACAAAUUUUGUUGUAUUAUCACUAAAAUAAGAUCGGGAUGAAUAUAACUUAAUGAGUGAAAUGAAAUGAAGUUUAUUAUUACAUUGUGCAUUACGAUUGCAUGAAAAUAUAUUGAAAAAAUAAAAUCUUUUAAACAUUAUUUAUAAGAAUGUAACUUUGGAACACAGAUUAAAGUUUGCUUUAUCUGUGUUAUAAUAAAAAUCAAAUAUUUAUUUCAUUUUAUCCCUUAAGUUCAAUUUAUAUAUCAUCAGACAUAACAUAAUAAAAUAACGACCAACUGAAUCUUUAUUAUUUUAUUAAACCUUUGUGAAUUUAAAACCCCAUUAGCAUGUUUUCAAGGAAAUUGUUUCGUAAAAGCAUGUCUGUUAUACAUUUCCAUUUUAUGUUGAAUUUUCUGAUAACCAUGGCAUUGGGAAGUGUUAUUAUUUAGUGUUGCCAUAAAUGUCACAAAUUCUAGCUAUUUUUAAUUUGUAUUAGUUAAUUAUUAAUUUGGUAUACUUUUGCCAGUUAUUUUUUUAUGAUGACGAUAAAGCUCGUAUAUUGCGAAUUUAUUUAUGUACAAAGUUUUGUCCGCAGCUAUUUGAAAUCGUGCUGCCACGUAUAGGGCGAAGGUACCUAUAUUUGACAGUAAAGUAUCACCCCUUAUCAUGUUUAUUAAUUAUUACGUCACAAUCAUAAUGUGUAGUCGUUUUAUGUAUUAAUAUCAAAAAGGUAGGCAAUAAAUUUAAUAGUUUAAUCAAAACAUGAUUAAUGAUUUAUUUUUUUAGAUAUUGUCGUCUUGAACUUAAAAGAUACGUAACUGGUGCAUUCACCCUAACAUUUCAUUAAUCAAGCUUGUAUUGCAAUUUGCAUCUUUUACGUACGCAGCUUUAUAAUUGUCGAUAAACUUUCUUGCCUAGCAGGAUGGACGCAUAGUUGAUGUGAAAUAGUAUAUAAAGCUAGCUUCAUGUAUCGAAAUGCCUUACGGCGGUAUUAAAAAAGUAAUUUGUAAGCAUGUUCAAACAAACAUUGUGAUUGGUCUAUUUUCGCGACGGGUCGAAAAACCAAUUGGCGUCGAUUUUUUAAUUUCGAUAUUUGAUCACCAAAUAUUUGUUUUGACUUUUAAGUUUGUUCUGUGGUGCAUUCAUUGGCUUUGUAGUUCACGUUUCUGUGGAUAUAAUUAACUUAGCACGGAAUCAGGAUGUGAAAUAUUUCUUUUCCCAUGUUGGAUUAAACUAUUCUUUGUAAGUAGAUACUAGUUUUGUGAUAUUUUGCAAUCCCGUGCACGGAUUAUGGAUGAAGCUCAUUUGAAAAUAUUAAUUUUAUUAUAAAAGUAAAUAUCAGAUUGAAGCCUUGAGAUUUCUUGGUAUUAAAUUAACGCAACAGAAAUGGUUAAAUUAUCAUUUAUGACAAACAAUGCGGUAUCUUAGAGUUGAGGAUUCCAUAUAAUUGUUUUUUUUCUAUUCGACUACGUACAAUACUGCAGCUGUGUAGGUCGGUCUGAAGUUAGUUACGACACUGUCUUCUACACGUUUCAGAACCCCGAUCCCACUCUUACCUAACUUCAGUGCAGCCAUCAUUUAGUAGUUGAACUGUAUCUCUGGUAUCCGACACAUUUUGCCGCAGUUAUAAAAUACCUACCACAAUUGAUUUCAUAUUGCAACCAUAAGUACUUUUAAAACGUCUUAUUUUACAUUUGAAGUUUGAAGACAUAAUUUUUUUAACCAUCGUCAUAAUAUGUUUAUGUUUGCUUGCGCGUUGUCUUGUUGAAUAAAUUUGUGGCAACAGUAUUAUAUUUUUUGUACAGGAAAUAAAUGAUAUACAUCUCGAAA
This is a messenger RNA of Manduca sexta (tobacco hornworm), 4698 nucleotides long. Its product is annotated as polycomb protein Sfmbt. The transcript is spliced from 10 exons. Lineage: Eukaryota; Metazoa; Arthropoda; Insecta; Lepidoptera; Sphingidae. The coding region runs from base 281 to 2653 and encodes 790 amino acids. Gene Ontology annotation, biological process: regulation of DNA-templated transcription. Gene Ontology annotation, molecular function: zinc ion binding. Gene Ontology annotation, cellular component: nucleus. The record is from RefSeq and is a predicted model, not a curated record.